GGAACGGAUAGGUGGGACCUAAGACAGAGGAAAAUAAGUGCCAGUAUCAGUGGGGACGUAAUUCACGGCACUGCAGUGGGACAACUGAAUACUCAACUUAAAAUCGCAUUUGGAAAGCAGAACCAUUCCUUUCUUCUUUGUUACUGUCUCCGGAACAAGUGUCACUAGCAACAGACGGUUCUGUUGCUUCAGUUUCACAGCAGGUGACCCCCACCCCUCCGCCAAAAUCCGGCUAUUAGAUGUGACCACGAGGUUGAUCAGGAGAAGCCACCAUGUCUUAAACGCAGACGGGCCCUCUGGAGCCCUAUCCCCCCACCCUGGCCCAUCCUCCCCCUCCCUCAUCCACCACCUUACCCCCUCUCCAAGUCCCAUCCCUCUCCCAGACCUCCCUGCACAUGUGAGGGACAGGCUACCUAACCCUGGCUCCCCACUGGCACACCCCUCCCCCCCCUCAGGAGAGAUGAGCUUGCAGAAGCACCAGCAGCUGGGUGGUGGUAGUGGUGGGGUGAUGGGCUCUGACCGGGACCUGCAGUCCACUGCUUCCUCAAUUUCACUGCCCUCUGUGAAAAAAGCCCCCAAGAAGAGGCGCCUCUCCCUGACCUCUCUUUUCAGAAGGCGAGGACGGGAGCCCAAAUUAGGGCGCCAAAGGUCCCGAGAGCUCCAGCACCCUGGACCUGGAGGCCUUGCAGGGGUGGAUGGCAUUGCCAGCAUUGAGAGCAUCCACUCUGAGAUGUGUAAUGACAAGAACUCUGCCUUCUCUGUGGCUGGGGCCGGAGCUGCCUCCGCUGCUGCUGCUGCUGCUGCUGCUGCCGCCGCCGCUGCCGCCGCCGCCGCCGCUGCUGCUGCUGCCACCUCAUCUGCCUCAGGGCCUUCUUCCUCUACCUCGUCCUCUUCCUCUAAGGUGGGGGGUGGGGUGGGGGCAGAGCUACUGGAGUGCCCGCUGUGCCUUCUGCGCCACUCCAGGGAGAACUUCCCUGACAUCAUGACCUGUCACCACCGCUCCUGCAUCGAUUGCCUGCGCCAGUACCUGCGCAUUGAGAUCUCAGAGUCGCGCGUCAACAUCAGCUGCCCCGAGUGCUCGGAGCGCUUCAACCCGCACGACAUCCGCAUGAUCUUGAGUGACCGGGCGCUCAUGGAGAAGUAUGAGGAGUUCAUGCUGAGGAGGUGGCUGGUGGCUGAUCCUGACUGCCGCUGGUGCCCCGCGCCAGACUGUGGGUAUGCAGUGAUAGCCUUUGGGUGUGCCAGCUGUCCUAAGAUCACUUGCGGCAGGGAGGGCUGCGGUACCGAGUUCUGUUACCACUGUAAGCAGCUGUGGCAUCCCAACCAAACCUGUGAUGCAGCACGGCAGCAGAGAGCCCAGAGCCUUCGUCUGAGGACCAUCCGCUCGUCCUCCCUCAGCUACAGCCAAGAGAGCGGAGCUGCAGCUGAUGACAUCAAGCCAUGUCCGCGAUGUGCUGCUUACAUCAUCAAGAUGAACGACGGCAGCUGUAACCACAUGACCUGUGCCGUCUGCGGAUGUGAGUUCUGUUGGCUCUGUAUGAAGGAAAUCUCAGACCUGCACUACCUGAGUCCAUCGGGCUGUACAUUCUGGGGUAAGAAGCCAUGGAGCAGGAAGAAGAAGAUUUUGUGGCAACUGGGAACACUUGUGGGUGCCCCUGUCGGCAUCGCACUCAUCGCUGGUAUAGCUAUUCCCGCCAUGAUUAUCGGCAUCCCUGUAUAUGUGGGAAGGAAGAUCCACAACCGCUACGAAGGCAAAGAUAUUUCCAACCACAAGAGGAACCUGGUGAUCGCUGGUGGGGUGACGCUCUCUGUCAUCGUGUCUCCUGUAGUAGCUGCAGUCACUGUCGGCAUUGGCGUUCCCAUCAUGCUUGCCUACGUCUAUGGCGUUGUUCCCAUCUCUCUGUGCCGCAGUGGAGGUUGUGGUGUCUCAGCCGGGAAUGGCAAAGGAGUCCGCAUCGAGUUUGAUGAUGAAAAUGACAUGAAUGUUGGCAGCGGGGCAGCUGCCACUGAUACUACAUCAGUGGCAGACACAAGGAACAACCCCAGUAUAGGUGAAGGCAGUGUUGGGGGGUUGACGGGCAGCCUGAGUGCCAGUGGUAGCCACAUGGACCGUCUGGGGGCCAUCAGAGACAACCUGAGUGAGACAGCCUCCACCAUGGCCCUGGCUGGAGCCAGCAUCACCGGCAGCCUCUCUGGCAGUGCCAUGGUCAAUUACCUAAACAGGCUGGAGGUGCAGGCUGAUGUGCAGAAGGAGCGUUGCAGUCUCAGUGGUGAAUCUGGCACCGUCAGCCUAGGUACAAUCAGCGACAAUGCUAGCACCAAAGCAAUGGCUGGAUCCAUUCUUAAUGCCUACAUGCCUCUAGACAGAGAUGGGAACAGUAUGGAGGUCCAGGUUGACAUUGAAUCCAAACCCAGCAAACUACGGCACCACAGUGGCAGCAGCAGUGUAGAUGACAGCCAUGUCGGUCGCUGUGGCUGGACGUGCCCCUCUAAUGGCUGCACCUCGUCAGAGGGCAAAGGAACCUCCGCCAAGUGGGCCAAAGAGGCAUCCUGCUGCUCCUCCUCCAGCUCUGGGGGCAAAAAGAGCAAAGGCAAGCUGCGCAAGAAAGGCUGCGGUGGCACCAAAAUCAACGAGACACGGGAAGACAUGGACGCUCAGCUGCUGGAGCAGCGCAGCACCAACUCCUCUGAGUUCGACUCUCCUUCGCUGAGCGGCAGCCUGCCUUCCGUGGCUGACUCCCACUCCAGCCACUUCUCUGAGUUCAGCUGCUCCGAUCUGGAAAGCAUGAAGACGUCCUGUAGCCACGGCUCCGGUGGAGGCGACUACCACACGCGCUUUGCCACUGUCAGCCCUUUACCUGAGGUAGAGAAUGACCGUCUGGAGACCUGCCCCACUUCUUCAUCGUCCUCCUCCCAUGGACAAGGAGCUGUGAUCACUCCCCACUCCCCCACCUCCACCACUUCCUCCCUGGGCCACGGGCCAGAGCUCUCACCUCUCUGCUUCAUCACAGAGGAGAAUGUCAACCUGGUGUGUCCCGCUGAGCUGGACUCUCACAGCAACACUGGAGAGCAGCUUAAAGAAACCAACAACAACCACCACCGACCGCAACAUCUAACCCAAACCCAGCAGCAGCCCAAGAACUCCUGUAUACAGACUGACAUCUAAAAUCUCAAUACCUUAAGUGCUGCACAAACGCUGUUUUUAUUUAACAUCCUUUCCUCCAUUAAACUAACAAUCAUAGCCUACAGUUUAGCCUGCAUUUUCUGUUAGUCCUUUGUAAAGGGGACAUGUUAUUUUGGGAUUCAUGUCCUUCAUAAAAAAAACAACCUUUGAGUGAAACAGCUCUGUGUCCGCUGACUGUCAAAAGGCUGGAAGUAUUAAAAGGUUCCCAAAGUGCAGCCAUGUGAGUAGUGUUAAGGUUGUGAAUGCUGGUGUUUCUCCCUGUGCGACCCACAGACUGCUGACUCAUUUUUGACAGUUCACUCUCUUGCCACUUGUAACAGAAGACAGCCCACUGAUUUGGUUGCUGUCAUUUUGAUCUGUGUAGGUUAUAAUAAAACCACUGUGCCAGUUUUGCAAGUAUUUGAUUCUGGCCCUAUAAUGUGGAUGCAAAACCAUGCAGGAAUCUUAAUGUUACAGCUUUCUAGAAGUUGACUCAAACAGGGACCAGGCAAUAUGAUUCACUAUUUCCUCUAUUUCUUUUCCCCAAAAUAUAUUAGUCACAGAGGAGCCUUUGUGUUCUUGUCUGUAUUUAUUAUUAGACUUUUUUUGUUUGUUUUUUUCCCUGGAUGUUAAAUGAAACAUCUAAUAUAUAAAUAUGAGGCCUGAGCUCCACAUUGUGAAGCAUUUUAGCACUAAAAUUGACUCGUACCACAACCAAUAUUAUCCAUACAUGGAUGUACAGAGUCCCAUUGUGGGAGAAGGUGCUUGGCAGCUUGGUAACCACUGAGUUUAGACCUGUAGCCUAAAACUCUGUGUGCGCUUUUAGUGCUAAGAUGACUUUGGACGCUCGGGCUUUGUUUAGUUCUGUGGAAAUCUUGUGAUGAUAUGUUGGGGGGUGGGUGGGUGAGGGUUGAUGAGAUUUGAAAAAGGUCUCUGGAAGGCCACAGUUGUCAAGAUAAUGCUUAAAGUCAUUAUAAUAACAUUAACCAAUGGGUUGGUCAAUUCUGUGAAAUUGUAUAAAGAAAAUGUUUUUGUCCUUUUCAAAGGUGAUUUAUUCAGGCUGAUGGUCUCGCCUCACUGAGUAAGAGAGAGCUUUGAUAUCUUUCUUUGUUAACUCAUGGUGCCUUUAAGAAGCUGUGUUGUUUGUCUCUCUCCACUGUGUCUUCAAGACUCCAAACAGCAACUUAUUAUAGGUUACAGAAUGUGUGUCUGUGUAGGAGGGAUGCUCAUUUCCAUACAGAACACACUGUGGUAGACAUGGUAAAUGAAGACUUUGCAAUUGCCUACCAAAGACAGCACUCAGGCUAUUGUUAAAUCUUAUACCUUUGAAUUGUCACCUGUACACACAGUGUGGUGAAACCUUUUACACCAUGGGGAUGAAUGACGACAAGACCCAGGAUUAUACAGACAUACAGACUGCUGUUUCAUACAUGCUUCACAAAUGCUACGCAAAUAACUGAGGCCGCAAAAUGGCCCAAGGCACCUGCACUGUUACCCGUAUUUCUUAUUACAUUGAUGUUCUGCAAUGCACAAGAUUAAUAGGGGUACAUAGGUUUGUUAUGGGUUACCUUCCCUAUUGAUUUUCCUGCAACUCCAGUUGUCAAUCAGUGCUGCUGAGCAGACUUGAAGUCAGAUUCUGUUUUCAGCACUUUUCUUUCAGAGCGUUUGCUAAAGCCUGUCUUUACUGCUCAGCGGUCAGCUUUAUUGAGGCCACUGAGUCAGCUCAGGUGAACCUCUACCACGUAGGUAAAAGCAUCCUGAAUGGUAUUUUGACCCGGGCCUGUUACUGAAUGAACACAGUUUAGUUCGGUGGAUAAGGCUACAUGCUGCAGUCCUCCCCACAUUAAAGCAAAAUGUUUUGUUCUUCCCCACCUUGGUUCUUUUUCCUCAUUCUUCAGCAAAACUCCCCUUUCUCAAUCCUAAUUUGAACACUAGUGCCAGAUAUAAUUUGUAAUUUGUGCAGAAUGGCAUAAGGUAUUUGUAUAUUUGUUUGGUAAUUUGCUUUACUAUAUGCGUGUAAAUGCAUAUCAGAAA
Seriola dumerili (greater amberjack) is the source of this 5197-nucleotide messenger RNA. It is a transcript of the gene rnf19a, whose product is annotated as ring finger protein 19A, RBR E3 ubiquitin protein ligase. Bases 461 to 3166 code for a protein of 901 amino acids. Gene Ontology annotation, cellular component: cytoplasm; ubiquitin ligase complex. Gene Ontology annotation, molecular function: zinc ion binding; ubiquitin conjugating enzyme binding; ubiquitin protein ligase activity. Lineage: Eukaryota; Metazoa; Chordata; Actinopteri; Carangiformes; Carangidae. The transcript has 10 exons. Gene Ontology annotation, biological process: protein polyubiquitination; positive regulation of proteasomal ubiquitin-dependent protein catabolic process; ubiquitin-dependent protein catabolic process. The record is from RefSeq and is a predicted model, not a curated record.